AUGGUUGGUAAUGAAAAAAUUCCCAAUAAAUUAGUACUUUCUAAUGAUGGUAAUAAAAUAAAUAUUAUCACUGGUGUUCCUUAUAGAAUUUCACAUAGCGGACUUUAUGUAGAUGAUUCGUGUGGUUCACGUCCUUGCCUUUCUCCCGAUUACCAUCCUCCAGAUCACUUUUUUUAUUUAAGACAGUUGUGGGUUCUUAAGGAAACUUCAUAUCCAAGAGGAUACAAAAUUGCUGCCAAUGGAAAUUACAUGGAUAGUUUGGGAGGUGGCCAUAAAGCGAAAUGCUUCCUGAGUCCAUUCGAUAAUCCUCCAGAGGAUUCCGCUUAUUCACAACAAAUAUGGUCUUUUUACUCUGAAACUGGUUCUAAAUCUAAAGCAUUUCAAAUAAAGAAUGAACAGAAUACUCGUUUUUUAGGUGUUGAUAAAAUAUUUUUUAAUAAAAAAAAGGAUGAACAAAAUAAUCGUUCUUUAGACAUUCCGAGUCGUGACUCUGGCUCUAAUAUUUAUUUCCGUAAUCGUCCAACGGAUGCAUGGAAUUUUAUCCCAGCUUUUGAUUACAAGUUGAAUGCUGUAGUUGACAACUUUGAGUAUAAAAUUCCUCCAGGAAUAAAAACACAGAAAAUAGAGAAAACUAUUCAUGAGGAUAUCCUAAAUAAUCUAUCUUCAUCUUCAAAACUUAUAACAACCUUUGAUUUCCAAGAAGGAUUAAUUAAUACAUUUAAAUUUAGUUUUAAUGAAUCUCUCGAUUUUAUUUCAGAAACAAAAUUAAUUACUGUUAUUCCCUUUAAAGAUAUUGAAAAAGAGUUUAAUUUUAAAUAUAGUUUCGAAGCUAAUAAAUCAAGUAAAAUUAUGGAAAAAGAAUUAUGCACAACGACUAAAACAAUUGAAGUAUCACCCAAAUCUUGUGUGAAAGUUACAGAUUAUUGCGAUUUCAUGGUAAAUAUCGAAAUUCCUUUUAAAGCUACUGCCGAAAUAACAGCCAUAUGCGAUCGUUACAAAGAAGAUGGUACAAUAGUUAAAAAUUCCGAAGUUGAAGAAGAUGCUGUAAGAUUAUUUUUGAAAGAAAAUAAUUUUCAAGGAAAAAUAAUCAAGUUUGAAGGGAAUUCCAUUUUUGCCAAAGUAAAUGACACAUUCCGUGGCUCAUACGUCCUAAAAACUUAUAGAAAAUUAGAAGACAUAAUUCCUAUGGUUCCCGAAAAUACUGUGUGCAUAGAUUAG
This is a messenger RNA of Diversispora eburnea, 1218 nucleotides long. The record is from the annotation of a GenBank genome assembly. NCBI's taxonomy places the organism in Eukaryota, Fungi, Glomeromycota, Glomeromycetes, Diversisporales, Diversisporaceae.